This is a messenger RNA of Rhineura floridana, 7140 nucleotides long. RefSeq names its product PPFIA binding protein 2 (gene PPFIBP2). The transcript has 28 exons. The record is from RefSeq and is a predicted model, not a curated record. Bases 2088 to 4943 code for a protein of 951 amino acids. Gene Ontology annotation, biological process: neuromuscular junction development. Gene Ontology annotation, molecular function: protein binding. Lineage: Eukaryota; Metazoa; Chordata; Lepidosauria; Squamata; Rhineuridae. Gene Ontology annotation, cellular component: presynaptic active zone.
AACUGAGGAGCGUUCCGAUAAACACUGAGUAAAACAGAGACAGGAAAUAGAGGGUCUUGGGGUAAUGAGUUCCAGCCACUCUUGAAACAGAAAGCUAGGGAAGGCAUUGCUUGAAAAUAGUUUCUCUAUGACAGCCUAGCCAUUUUUAGCUUCUUAUUUUACCAUUACAAGGGAACACUCUCACUGCAGAUUUCAGCUGCACUACAGAAGCUUCCUUUUUUCCCUUCUUUCUCUUCUAGAGACCAUCUGGCAUUAUGCAUCUUUUGAAGCCUUUAGCAUGAUAUUACUGCCUGCUGAUGAUUGAUCUCUCCUUUUUUAAAAAAACAAACAAACAGAUGCUCUGGGUUGGGGAGGUAGAGAAAGCCGCCUGAAGUUUAUACAGUUGUGUAUAUACUUCCAAUAGAAGCAUUUAGAAGGAACCUGAGGGACAGUUUUAAGUCAAAUAUGUACAGACAUUAAGCUUGCUAGAUGGUGAGGAAAGACAGUGUGAGUUGGGGAAAGAAUAAGAAAGAUUGUCUCCAGAACAAAGCUCUGAACCCAGGGAAUAUAAUUGCUGAGAUGGGCCCGAAGCAUGGAUAGUGAGAUUGAUAUUUACAAACACUUCACGUGGCUAAAGAGGAACAUAUCAUACGGAAAGCAGGAUUGGACCAAGAUGAGGUGUGAUGGAGGUGUGAAAAUCGGAGGGAGAAAUAUCCAUAAUUUAAGAUAUGCAGACGAUACCAUACUACUAGCAGAAACCAGUAAUGAUUCAAAAUGAGUGCUGAUGAAAGUUAAAGAGGAAAGCACAAAGGCAGGACUACAGCUGAACAUCAAAAAGACUAAAAUAAUGACAACAGAAGAUUUAUGCAACUUUAAAGUUGACAAUGAGGACAUUGAACUUGUCAAGGAUUAUCAAUACCUCGGCACAGUCAUUAACCAAAAUGGAGACGAUAGUCAAGAAAUCAGAAGAAGGCUAGGACUGGGGAGGGCAGCUAUGAGAGAACUAGAAAAGGUCCUCAAAUGCAAAGAUGUAUCACUGAACACUAAAGUCAGGAUCAUUCAGACCACGGUAUUUCCGAUCUCUAUGUAUGGAUGUGAAAGUUGGACAGUGAAAAAAGUGGAUAAGAGAAAAAUCAACUCAUUUGAAAUGUAGUGUUGGAGGAGAGUCCUGUGCAUACCAUGAACUAUGAAAAAGACAAAUAAUUGGGUGUUAGAACAAAUUAAACCAGAACUACCAUUAGAAGCUAAAAUGAUGAAACUGAGGUUAUCCUACUUUGGACACAUAAUGAGAAGACAUGAUUCACUAGAAAAGACAACAAUGCUGGGAAAAACAGAAGAGAGUAGAAAAAGAGGAAGGCCAAAGAAGAGAUGGAUUGAUUCCAUAAAGAAAGCCACAGCUCUGAACUUACAAGAUCUGAACAGGGUGGUUCACGACAGAUGCUGUUGAAGGUCGCUGAUUCAUAGGGUUGCCAUAAGUCGUAGUCGACUUGAAGGCACACAACAACAACAACAUGGGAAAGUGCAGUAUUUAUUAUUGUCUCUGUUAGUGACUGAAGUUUGGAUAAACUGGAAUUACAUAGUUGUGUUUUUGCAUUAAGGAAGUUUGUUCACUAUGCAAUAUUAUGCAUAUCUUCUCAGAAUUAAAUUUCACUGAACUUAAUGGGCCUUACUCCCAGCUCAGUUAAGUGGAUAUAAGAUUGCAGCUUCAGGUCUGUCAUUCUGGGCACUCAAAAGGACAGGAAAUGGCAGUUGUUAAUAUUAUACUUUUAAAGGAUAUGCCCCUAAAUGAUAAAAUCAUACAUAUUUUAUUUUUGUAGAAACUCAGAUUUUAGCUUCUAAAUUAAAUUUUUUUGAUUCCAUACUUAUGCAUCAUAUGUUUUCAACUAAAGAUGCUUAGUAUUUGGGGCAUGUAACAUGUGUGUGUUAAACUGAGCUUAGUUCUCUUCACCUAAACAAAUGUGCUCACAAAGCAAUUUUCAGAAAGCCAUACUAUGAUUGCAAACUAAUCUCUGGUUUCCUAUGGCAAAAAGGACAUUGACACUAUGUAACAUUCUUGUGGGAGAGCUCAUUCUCGAAAAGUGUGGGCGUAAUUGGGACUGUUUCCAAACAUGCUUUCUAAAUAUGUGUGCUCUGUUAGGCAGCCUGUAGAGCUUCUUAUUCUGAGGAAGUUAAAGUGUGAUGGAAUUCCAGUAGCUUCCCAGGUGAAUCACCAUCCUUCUGCCAGUAAUGAAACCUAUCAAGAACGGCUGACAAGAUUAGAAGGUGAUAAAGAGUCUCUCAUAUUGCAGGUGAGUGUCCUUACAGACCAAGUGGAGGCCCAAGGAGAAAAGAUUCGAGAUCUAGAGGUUUGUCUUGAGGGGCACCAGCUGAAACUUAAUGCUACUGAAGAGAUGCUUCAACAGGAGCUGCUAAGCCGAACAUUGCUAGAAACUCAGAAAUUGGACCUAAUGGCAGAAGUUUCAGAUCUAAAGAUUAAGCUGGUUGGGAUGGAGAAGGAACAGAGCGAGUAUGAAGAGAAGCAAAACAAAGCUGAGUCAGUAGUGAACCUGAUCAGUGAACUGCAAGAACAAAUGUGUAGACUGCAGCUGGAGAUUAAUAAUAAAAUCCAGGAAAGAAAGGCCCACAGUAGGAAGCCAAAUAUGGCAGCAGUCGGUCCUCAAGAUAGCAUUGAAUCGGUGACAGAGAUCCCUACAUGGAAGAAUUGCUCUCAGUGUGAUAAUUUACUGCAGGAACUGAAACACCUAAAAAUUAAGGUUGAAGAGCUGGAAAAUGAAAGAACCCAGUAUGAAUGGAAACUAAAAGCAACCAAGGCUGAAAUAGCACAGCUUCAGGAACAAUUAGCUCUAAAAGAUUCAGAGAUUGAACGAUUACAGAGUCAAAUCUCGAGGACAUCAGCAAAUAAUGAAAUUGCAGAAAGAGAGGAAGUAUAUAAGCGAAGGCUAAAAGAAAAACAUCAAGAGGUCCAACGUUUGAAAGUAGGAAUGGAAUCAUUGUUGGCUGCGAAUGAAGAAAAGGACCACCGAAUAGAAGAGUUAACUGUCUUGCUAAGUCAGUACCGAAGAGUGAAAGAGAUCAUGACAGCAGUACAAGGAACUUCAGAAAGAGUUUUGUAUGGAAGCAGUGAAGAUGAUCUUGAGGCAACUUUAAGAAAAUGGAACCCCAUGAACAAGCCCCAAAUAGAACUAUAUAAACCAGAGGUACCUCCAGGGGAAUUGACCCCACCUAUGUUGCCUCCGCCACCACAAAAAACGUUGGAAAUCAGUGGAAGCUCUCCAGGUCCCUCAGGUAAUCUGUUUUCUACAAAUGGACACAGCCUAGAGCUCCAAAACAAGGUGUCUCACAAAAAAAUAUCAAGUAGCCUAGAAGACUUGCAAAGUGAAUCCCUGGAAAAGCAUGUAGAUGGAAAACCAGUAGAACGUGAUAUAGAACAAGAGAAUAAGUCAUUUGUGAAAAGCAGCAAAUACCAGACCUUGCCAGGGAAGCUUCUUCGACCUGCACACAAUAGUGAUGAUGGGGUAUGCAAUACCCCUGCUUCUCCAAAAACAUAUUGUGUGAAUGGCAAUGAAGACAAUGGGAUACAGAGCCUGAGAGACUCUGACAAUGUGGACGGUACAAUGACUUCAGAUGACCUUUCACCUUUGUCAUCGGGAACAGAAUUGGGUGCACAGUCUCCAUUAUCUCCAGAAAAUAAAAAAAGCCCAAGGGGAAUAAAGAAAAUAUGGGGAAAGAUACGCAGGACUCAGUCUGGAAAUUUCCCUGGAGAUGAUUUGGGCUUGGUUGAAUUUCGAAGAGGUGGCCUCCGUGCAACAGCUGGACCUAGAUUAUCUCGGUCAAAGGAAACCAAGGGACAGAAGAGUGAUCAUAAUGCCCCAUUUGCCCAAUGGGGCACUGAACGAGUUUGUAACUGGCUUGAAGACUUUGGUCUUGGGCAGUAUGUCAUUUUUGCACGACAGUGGGUAACGUCUGGCCACACUCUCCUAACAGCAACACCACAGGAUAUGGAAAAGGAACUAGGAAUAAAGCAACCUCUUCACAGGAAGAAAUUGGUUUUGGCUGUUAAAGCUAUCAAUAUGAAACAAGAUGAUAAGUCUGCACAGCUAGAUCAUAUUUGGGUGACUCGGUGGCUUGAUGACAUUGGCUUACCUCAAUAUAAAGAUCAAUUUCAUGAAUCGAGAGUUGAUGGCAGAAUGCUGCAAUAUCUAACUGUGAAUGACCUCCUCUUCCUCAAAGUCACAAGCCAGUUGCAUCAUCUCAGCAUUAAGUGUGCCAUUCAUGUUCUCCAUGUGAACAGUUUCAACCCUCACUGCCUACGUCGGAGGCCGGCAGAUGAGAGUAACAUUUCACCUUCUGAAGUAGUUCAAUGGUCUAAUCACAGAGUAAUGGAAUGGCUCAGAUCAGUAGAUCUCGCAGAAUAUGCACCAAAUCUUCGAGGAAGUGGAGUUCAUGGUGGCCUUAUUAUCCUUGAACCUCGUUUUAAUGGUGAUACUCUGGCAAUGCUUCUCAACAUUCCACCUCAAAAAACGCUGCUCAGACGCCACUUAACCACUAAUUUCCAUGUGCUGAUUGGACCAGAGGCACAGCAAGAAAAAAGGGAAAUAAUGGAAUCUACCGCUUAUACACCUCUGACUACCACUGCUAAAGUCCGGCCAAAGAAACUUGGAUUUUCACAUUUUGGAAACUUAAGAAAAAAGAAAUUUGAUGAAUCCACAGAUUACAUUUGUCCUAUGGAUGCAAGUCCAAGUCCAACCAAUGGUACUCAGAAGACCUAUGGUGCAUACAAAGCGCACGGUGCACUUCCUGACAAAGAAUUAGACAAACUGGAUCAGAUGGAACAUUCUGAAGGAGCAGUAAUGCAAAUAGGGGAACUCUCUCAAGGAAUAAACAACCUCACUACUAUGUUAAGCCAAGAUCAGAUGCUGAAUGAUGAUAGAUUUUUAACACCAACUUUUGAGGAUUGGAGAUGAAGAUUCCAUAUGACCAACAACACUCUAAUACCUCAGUUGUAUUAGGGGAUAUGACUUGCCCAGGCUGGGUGCUCUGUUUAAAAAGCUGCCACUGUCUUUGCCAUUGAAAUACGUGAAACCUCUUUAAGUGAUGUUUUUCAAACACCCCUAACAGGGACGAACACCCUGCAGUCUAGUACUUAGCACAUGCAGUCAAAGAACCUAUGCAACAUUUUUAGAAAUAGGAAAAUUGAGAGUAUGUAAAUAUAUUUUAAAGCACAGUGAGCCAUUUACUGGUCAGUGAUCCAUUUUCUGUAUUUUGUACUUGUUUCUGGUGCAUAUUGGAAUCCCAUUAGUUUCCUACGGUACUGGUCAUCAUGAAUGGUCAAUGCAACGAUUUUCUUCCGAUCUGGUAUAAUGAUCCCCUGAUAUGAUAAUUGUGCUAAUUGUUUACUUGACCACUUACAUUAAAGCUGCAACUAAUGUGUCACCUGUUGGACACUAGAUGCUCCCACAGUUUAAAGGGAAUUCCAGUCCUGUAUUCAGGCUUCCUACAUCCCUUCUAUCUUGUGUUCUAAAUUGUACGUGUGGUCUGCAAUAAGAAAAUGUGAUUUUUUACUUAAUAAGGCCAAAUAGUGAAGUGUAGAAGACUGGUCCUCUAUUGUCAUGAUUCUUUCUAUGGCAUCUCAUCCUUCCUUACCAACAUCUCUCAGAUGAGCUAGUAGAAACAUGAUGCUCAGGUUACAAGGAAAAUAUUUCGUUACCUUAAAUACUGCACUUUUUAAAUACUGGAGGUACAUUUAUUGCACCCUAGCAGUACCCUUACAGUGGAGUAAUUUCAAAGAAUUUGUACUCAGUGAGCUUUUACUGUAGUAGCUGAAAGCAAAAUGCUCCUCAAACUGCUAUCUGGGUAUUUAAUUGAGAGCAUGAAGGACAGACGAUGAAGGAACCAAAUGAAAAACCAGAACUGGACUUUCUUUCCUUCUGGCCAUUACUACCCUCUACAAUACUAGAACUAAACAAUGGGAUGUCCUAGUACCAAGGCUGAAUUAACCAUUUUGGGGUGUGAAGAAAGCAGUAAAACCACUAGCCACAGAUGGUAUGGCAAGCCCUGUCCUUCAAUAAGCCUCUUUAAUUCCUGCUAUAAAUCAAAGGAGUUACUUGGAAUAAGGGGUCGCUUUAACCCUUGAAUCUAAAUUGGACCUAACAUUUUCUAAUAUAGAUGCUUCUUGCACACGAGGCUUUUUUCUUUCAGUCUCAAUAGUUCUCCAGAUGGAAUGGCAGGAGACUAAGAUUAGUUUUCCUGCUCCAUAAUACUCUGCCUGGAAGCUAAAUUUUCCAUACUAAACAUAAAUUAUCUGUAAUUUAAAGCAUUUGUGUUAUCUACUUUCUGUUCUGUAGCAUUCAUGUUCUAUUAUUAUGGCUGUCGCACUGCACAUAACUCCUUCUUGUUGCCUUUACCAAAUGAGCUUUCCUAAAGCAGAACUUUUGCUCUGUCCUGUUCCAAAAGUGACAUUACAGUAAAUAGCAGCAGUUCUGUAAACAUUUUCUUUAUUUUUCUCUCUUUGCUCAUGCACAUCCUGCCCUAAAGACCUCUAGCCUGCUCUGUCAUACUAUUUUGAACAUCUACACAUCACUAGGCAAGGGUACCACCUGCUGGUGACAAAGUUUGGUUCACAAAACAAAACAUUCCACAUGUAGCCUAUGUUGCCAUUCUAAUAAUGCCAUCCCGAGUGUUUUUUUCCUGCAGAGGGGCUGCUCAGCAUUCAUGAGCAGAUAUUUGUGGGUGGCAGCGUGGGCUUUACUAUUCUGAGAGUUAAGUAAUGGGCCUUUGGAAGUUUGUACAGGAUGAAUACUUGAAGCAUAAGCUGUUCAAUAGCUUUCAGACCUACUGAGCUUUUUAACAUAUAUGUAUGUAUCGCUUCUUAAGACAGUUCUGGAACAAGAACACUCUAUAAUUUCAAAUGCAUGAAAAAAGCUGCUGUACACCAUUUUUACAAAGAAGGUGGUUGAAGCAUAAGCAUACAGGCAGAUUGUCCCAGGGUAUGGGUCCGAAGAUACAUGAGGUUACUGCUACUUUACUGAAGCAAAGCAGGUCUGGGUCUAGAUGGGUGACUGCCUGGAAACUACAUGUGUGUCUCCUUUGCUUUCAUAAUGUAAGAAAGGCAAGAUGUAAAUGUAAGAAAAUAAAAUCAUUAAAUAUAUAAAACCCCAGAAA